CGAAUGCAGUAUGCUGUAGUCCGGGUACCGCUUCUAGUCACUUCCUUGUCCUGCGGAGAGGAUAAAGCAGUGACGUCGGUGGACCGGUCUGCAAGGUGGCUGUAACGCCGCAGAGAGAAACCCGUCCGCCCGACCCGGACAAACGACCCACGCCGGUGUGCGAACACACAGACCAGCCACUUCAUCGUGUGCGGCUCGACGUCUCACGCACGCUGAAUCCUAAAAAUGUUGUGCUGUGGACCACGACGAUAGGCUGGCGGUUACUAAGCGACGCUCGACCGGGAGAACAGUCGCUACCAGCUGCCCACCGUCUAUGUGUCCGUGUGCGGUGCACCGGUGACCAUGUCCUUGGUGAAGAAUGACGAGGAGCAGCGAUGGGUGCCGACACACGUGCAGGUAACUGUGCUGCGGGCCCGAGGGCUGCGCUCGAAGGGUAAACACGGCACCAGCGACGUGUACACCAUCAUCCAGCUGGGCAAAGAGAAAUACUCCACGUGUGUGAUGGAGAAGACUACGGACCCGGAAUGGGCCGAGGAAUGCUCGUUCGAGCUGCAGCCGGGGAUCCUGGAGGAGGGAGGGCGAGACGCGUACCCACCCGGUAGUGGCGACCUGACCCUCACCGUUAUGCACCGAGCUCUCAUAGGACUGGAUGUGUUUCUGGGCCAGGCUGUCAUACCUCUGGAUAAAGCUUUUCAGGAACGGAAAUGCAUGAAAAAUGAGUGGUGCCGGCUGCAUUCUAAGACUGGCAAAAAGGAGAAGGAACGUGGGGAGCUUCAGUUGACCGUGCAGUUCACUCGGCACAACCUGACGGCCAGCAUGUACGACCUUUCCAUGAAGGACAAACCUCGCUCUGCUUUCGACAAGCUCAGAGAACGCAUGAGAGCUAAGAAGCGCUCUAGCGAAGAAGAUUCCUCUUCCGCCAUCGUCCCUGGGGGAUACGGAGCACUGGCACGCAUGCGGGGGCGGCUGCCGAGCGAUGGGGGUGGCGAGGAAGACUACGAGGAUGAUGAAGGCGGGGAGGCCCGCAGGAGUAAGAUGAGAAGUUUUUUCCUGCGUGGGAAGUUGAGGAAGUCUUCAGACACGCGCUCAAGCACGUCACUGGGCUCAGAGAGCAGCGAGUCUUCAUCGAGGGGCGGCAGCCUCAGUCCGACGGCAGGUAUCAGCGUGGUGGUCUCAGAUCUGUCCAACUCUCCAAGUAACAGCAGCAACCUGACUGCAGACAACAGUCCAGACCACACAGUGGCUCCCUCACCACAGGUGUCUCCUGUCAGACACGUGAUGUACGACAUCAGUUUACCAGUGCCUCAUUCUAUGACGUCAGAGAACGACACCCCUAUUCUGCUUCCUUCGGUGUGCGUGAAUGGGAAUCCGGUGGAAACGUCUCCUCUCACUCACCACCCGCCAUCACUUGUACUACAGCAACCUCGACCAGAGUCAACCAAACCAGUCACUCAGUCAGGUCAACCACAGGCAAACACGCUGCCAGCUAAGCCCCAGAAAGCCCAGCCGAAAUCCCACGAGACACAGCUACCCAAAUCCGAGUCAAAGCCAAGACCCGAACCCCUGCUCCCAGCCCUCGGGGUGCUUCAGAAGGGCUCUCUCUCCCUCUCCCUGCAGAACCUCUCUCGCCGCGGGGAAGAAAAGCAAAACGGCGGCCCUGUGGAUGGUCGUCGCUGGUCCUUCGAUAAACCUGGAGAGGAAGAAAAAGCAGCCAUCGUUGCAGCGUUAGAGCAAGCUGGGAGAGUCACAGACGAGGUGGAGAUGGAAACAGUGAUACCUGCUGGAGAGACAGAGACUCAGAACAAGAAAAGGAGGGGCCUGUUCUCACACGGGAAAGGUGAUUCAGCUGGGAAAGGACCAAUCGCGAGCAAAGAGGAAGCAGAACAUGCUCAACCACUUGUAGAAGUCAAACAUAAAGGAUGGUUCAGCUCCAAGGACUCACACAGUAAACCCAGCCCGCUGGUGUCUCCUCAGUCACACUCAAGUGCUGGUACAAUCUCUCCUAUUGUACCCUUGACCUUUAAUGACCCUUCACAGAGUAUGGCUGACAAAAACGCUAAUCCCUUCACCUCUCCCCCACCCCUUUUUGACGCCAAUCCAUUCCUCCCACACACACAGCAGAAUCCUUUCAUUCAGGAGAUUCCUUCUACCACUCCUGAUGUGCCCUCUCUCUUCAGCUCAACCCAGUCGCAGUCUGGCACUAAUGCCACCCCAGAUUUACUAAGUAAUGGAAACCAAAAGGAAGUUUCCCAAAAGAAUAUCUCAUUUGAUCCUUUAUUUUCUCACUUCGAGGGGCUGACAGAAAAAGAUGGCUUUGAAUAUUUUGUUAAGGACAGACUGAAGUCAGAAGAGGUGAAUGAAACAACAAAUUCGGUUACACCUCCUGCUGUCCUUAUGAAAACAAGCAAUCAAGAGCCCUCAGGUGCUUUGGGUGGAUUAAUGGUUUUGGAUACGAAUUACCUGACUGAUUUAGGACAAACUGCUUCAGCAAGUACUGUAGAGACAUCUAAAGACACUACUGCUGACACACCUCUAGUUUCAGGAAGUGAUGAUAAUUUUAUGAGCUCUAGUUCUAACAAGCCUGACCUCGCUGCUCAUGGUGCGCAUGGCUUCCCAGAAUUUGAUCUCAAUUCAUCCGAAAUCUCCUUACCCGAAAAUUCCAGUUUAGAGUUUUCUGAACUGAAUACACUUGCACGCCCUUAUCCUGCACUGUCACCCCACUCCAAGAAAGAAGAAAGUUCUGAUGACACAACUCUUGAGGAACACCUAGAGAACAAGCAAAAUACCAAAUCAGAUGUCCCACAGCCAUCAGUAUCAGAAGCAGACACUGGUGACUUUCCUCCUAGUAUCUCCUUAGAGCUCUCAGAGGGGUCUGUGAGUUCUGAAACAUUACAGAGGCCUGAAAUGUUAGACUUUACUAAAGAUAUUGAGUCUGUGACAGUCCAUGAGGAUCCACUGCCGUUCUUUGCGGACGACAGCUCAGGUGACGCCCUGGAACAGUCCACAGUGAUAUCUGAUUCCUUAGGUGGAGACCAAGACCAUCAGUCUAUUGAGCAUAGUCUUUCUCCACAGGCUGACAUCAUUCAAAGUAAUAUAAUACACUCUGAUGAAGAAUUUUGGGGAUCAAAUGCCGUACUUAUUCAAAAUUUGGCAGUAGGUGGAAAGUCCCUAGUUGAAGCCACAGAGCCUUCAGGAUUCAACGUUCAUUCAGGACAGAGUUCCCUAGUAUCAACUGCUCUGCCAGUGAAGAGUGGAGAGAAGACAGAUGCAGUUAUGGACACCAUGCUUCAGAAUGAAUCAGGAAAUGGUCUCUUAGAGGAUGUCGGUGGUAAAGGUACUGGAGAUUUUGUUCCUGAAAACCUAGUUGAUGGCCCUUCCUUUCCUGUACUCUCAAACUCCACCAUGUCUAAUGACAUUCAGGAGGACAGUCAGGAAGACAGUGAAUUGCCAACCAGUCCAUUUAAGAAAGAAUACCGGGUAACUCAACUCAGCACCAUCAGUGAAGAGGAAGAAGCAAUGCAUUGUAAUGAACCGACACUUCCUAUAGGACAUCUCCAUCCCACCACUGGAAUAGAGGAGAAUGCAUCAGAUCCAAACUCAGUGCUUUCACCUGGUAGCAUGGUUCUCCACAGCUUGUACAAGAGUGCAGAUUCAGACCAGUAUCUUACAUGUGUAUCUCAACAGGAUUUCCCAAUUUCCCCUAGCUUAGAGCUCACACAGGAAGUGAAACCAAAACAUGAUCUGUCUGAGGAAGACAUUUCAAAAUUUGAAUCUUUGCCAAACCAUAUCCCUAAUGUUGUGUCACAAGAUAACACAUCUGUAAAAGACUUACCAGAAAUGGGUUUUAAGCAAGAUCAGGUUAUAGCAGAAAACAAUCCUUUUUCCGAAGCCUUGCCAAAACAAGAAUCUCCUCUGGAUGUUCUACCAAAUAAUUUUUUACUUGACCUCUUGCCAGAAACGCAAGCCUUUACACCAAAACCAGCCCCCUCACAUUCAUCAGAGAACAUGAUAAAGUCCGAUUUUGAUGAAGCGGUGCAACAGUCCAAGCCUUCAGGUGACAUUGUUGAGAAAUACCACUUUCCCAAAGAGACGUCACCAGUUGUUGUUACCUCAGAAAUUAUCGCAGAACUUGAAGCUCAGCUUGCACCAUUGGAUACAGACACAAGUCUAACAGAUGAUGGUAAAACCUGCCCAAAAGAUGGAUCGUUUGAUAUGGAAUCUCUUGGGAUUGUGUCAGAGGACAAUUUCCAUUUUGUCCAGUUGACUGAUUCUAAUGCAUUUGCGUCUGAUCGUUCAUCACAACAAACCUCCAGUAUCACUCAGGACCUUGUCAUAACUAAUUCUGACCUGAAAAACAUCUUUGCACCCCAGCCAACUGAAAUGGACCCUUUUAGUACUAACAAAGGUCUAGUUGCAAUCCCUCAAUCUGCAGAAACUCACAAUGACCUGAAACCAACAGAGAGUCUAGAUGUAAAUACAGAUUUUUGGACAACUCCAGCUGUUCAACAUUCUAUGACAGCUGACUUAUUUCCAGUGAACUGGCCCUCUUUACCCCAGCAAUCAGCCCCUUCACCCUUCGACCACCCAACACUGGCUUCAGGGCAUGAUCGUAGCCAUAACUUCACAUCUUCUUUGUUUGACCUUUCACCUGUGGCUUCCUCAACACCACAUGUAGCAGUAGACACUAAUGCACUGCCCCAGCUAUUCCCAUUUACCCCUACCACAGUGAACUCAUUGCCACGUCCAAAACCUGCUGCUAAUCUUCCUACUAUGCAGGCUGUGAAUUCUACAGCAUACAAUCCUUUUCUCCAGGAUAAAACACAGACAUCUGAUCACCCGAGCAGUCCACACCCAGUGAAGCCUUUGACGCCUCCUGAUGAGAAAAGGUCAGAGAGUCGCUCAGUAUUAGAGAAGCUUAAAUCCACCAUCCACUCAGGACGAACAGGCCAGGAUGCUGACAAGAAGCCGCUGGUGGAGGGAGGAGGCUCAUACUACCACCUGAACCACAGCGAGCUGGUGAAUUUGCUGAUCCAGCGGGAUAACGAGCUCAGGCAGGAGCGGGAGCAGUACGAGAAGCGCGGGGGCGCUGCUGGAGAAGCGCGAGGCGGAGCUAAAGAAAAUGAGGUUUCUGAUCAGAGAUCUGGAGGAUUACAUCGACACGCUUCUCGUACGCAUCAUGGAGCAGACCCCCACGCUGCUGCAGGUCCGCCCCAAGAUGAAAUGAUACAACAAACGCCUCCACGUAUCCCUCCACGAAUCCUGGGUGGACGUCACAACCCUGCACUGCUACAGCAACCAUAUAAAUGUAGAGAGCUAUCUGGCGCUAGGUGAUGGGCAUGGAGGAGAGGUUGUAGAUUUGGUGUGUGCAGAAAUACCUGGGCCUCUACUGGGGGUCCGUAUGCACUGCGGGUUUGCAUUGAUGGUUAAAGGUCUGCACUCUGCUGCUAAACUUCAAAGCUGGUAGGAUCCAUUCUGACAUGUGUCCGCUGAUAUUCACUCACUAGACAUGUCUCUAAGACAGUUCCAGCUAUGUACCAAAAUCACCUGUCAGUCGAAAGGAAGGCAUGACUGUGACAUGCCAGUCUACUAGUGCUAGUGUGAAUGGUGUUAAUGCACGAAGAAAAACAUUGAUUUAUCUUUA
This is a messenger RNA of Labeo rohita (rohu), 5641 nucleotides long. RefSeq names its product RAB11 family interacting protein 5a (class I) (gene rab11fip5a). Gene Ontology annotation, biological process: regulated exocytosis. NCBI's taxonomy places the organism in Eukaryota, Metazoa, Chordata, Actinopteri, Cypriniformes, Cyprinidae. The transcript has 6 exons. Gene Ontology annotation, cellular component: phagocytic vesicle; mitochondrion; secretory granule. The record is from RefSeq and is a predicted model, not a curated record. Gene Ontology annotation, molecular function: small GTPase binding. Bases 343 to 5331 code for a protein of 1662 amino acids.